AUGUUGCGCCUAUUCUCCGUUGUUGUCGACUAUUUUGCGCCUCUAUUUCUCGUCGUGUCUCCAAUUACCUCCUAUGCCGACCAGAUAGUAUCCAUCCAUCGCCGGAAGUCCAGCGAUGGCUUUUCGCUCGACAUUCCUCUCAUCAUGCUGGUAGCAUCUAUCCUAAAGGUCUUCUACUGGUUCGGCGCAUACUAUGACAAGGCACUUCUAUUGCAGGCCUCGAUCAUGAUUGUGGUCCAACUUAUACUGUUGAAGGUGGCUCUGGACAACAGGGCCUCUACGGGUGCAAGAGAUGGGCUAGAACAUACUCCGUUCCAUGGCUACACGGCUGAAGAUGGGCUGAAAGAUUUGUUGUCAGGCCGUCGGCCAUAUGGCUUCUGGCAAUGGAACAAUCCGAAGUCAUACUUUCAGUUUCUGGCAUAUCUGGCAUCAGGACUCCUUGCCAUCCACGUCUUGCUCCCGUUUAUUUCUCAGUCACCCACAUACAUCUCCUUUCUUGGAUACCUGGGCUUGACCAUCGAGGCAUUCUUGCCCGUGCCCCAGAUCAUACAGAACCACCGCGCCCGAUCUUGCAAGGGUUUUCGCUUGUCGGUCAUCGUCAACUGGCUUGCAGGUGAUGCCAUGAAGAUGAGCUAUUUCUUCCUUAGCAGCGAAUACGUCCCCUGGCCGUUUCGACUGUGCGGCAUGUUUCAGGCCUGCUGUGAUACCUAUCUUGGGAUACAGUAUUACAUGUACGGCGAGGGACCGGCGGGAGUCGAUAUCCCUAUGAGCAGCACAGGCAAAUCUGGCCUCUUUGGGUGA
Exophiala dermatitidis NIH/UT8656 is the source of this 801-nucleotide messenger RNA. RefSeq names its product alpha 1,3-glucosidase. The record is from RefSeq and is a predicted model, not a curated record. The transcript has 4 exons. Lineage: Eukaryota; Fungi; Ascomycota; Eurotiomycetes; Chaetothyriales; Herpotrichiellaceae. Gene Ontology annotation, cellular component: trans-Golgi network; endosome. The coding region runs from base 1 to 801 and encodes 266 amino acids. Gene Ontology annotation, biological process: phospholipid translocation; retrograde transport, endosome to Golgi.